This is a messenger RNA of Stegastes partitus (bicolor damselfish), 2212 nucleotides long. RefSeq names its product coxsackievirus and adenovirus receptor-like. Lineage: Eukaryota; Metazoa; Chordata; Actinopteri; Pomacentridae. The transcript has 2 exons. The record is from RefSeq and is a predicted model, not a curated record. Bases 1599 to 2075 code for a protein of 158 amino acids.
CCGCCGCUGGAGCCGGGCUGACGGCUGAAGCUGAGCGCCUGGAGCUCCGCGAGGUUUCACCGGGUCAACACGUAAACCCAGACCGCGGAGAGAAGUGCCGAGUCCGGUUCGACAAUAACACACCAGAGGAAGGUGUAACCGCUCACUGCUCCGGAGGGAACCAGAGUCCGGGUCAAACACGACAAACGUUCCGCUUCUUGUGCUCCUCGCCUCCCUGAGCAGGAAGAGGAGCAACGUGUGUGUUUACCUCAAAUACCAAACGCUUUGCUGUUGUUCACUUUUACCAGCUCUCUGACCUGUACUGGUUUUAUGAACUAAACCUGUGGGAACUACAGCAGGGAGCUGUUUUCUGUCCGGACGUCCUCAGGAGAGGACCGGGGGGCGGAGCCUGUCCCUGGGGGCGGAGCCUGUCCCGGCAGGCCGAGGGGUCAAAGGUCAAAUCUACCAGUAGGCAGGCUGACGUCAGUCUGCUGCUUCACAGUGAGGCAGGAGAACAACCACCUCCCAGAUGUUUAUCAAGGAAAUACCUCCCAAAUGCUCACAGAGGUCAUCAAGAUCAGAAAACAUCCAAGAAAUGUAGACAAAAUGUAAAAUCAGAAAAAUUCACUAAAUGUUCCAAAGUAUUCCUGAAAUAUCUGAAAUAAACAAAACGGCCACAAACAGCUAAAUUGAUCCAAAAGUUUUUUGAAAUGUGAGAAGAAAAUCAAUAAAAACCCCCAAAAUCAAGUAUCUCCCCCAAAAUAAAACGAUCAAAUGUUUUAUUAAAACCCACAAAAUGCCAUCAAGUGUCAGUGAGGUGUCUGUAGAUUUGAGGUAUAGGUUAAAAAAACUGAAAAGUAUUAGAAAAUGUCCAAAAAUCUGAAUGAAAUGGCCUCUACACAUGCUGACCCACAAAUAUCGUUACACAUGUCCAGUAGCUCCAGCUGCUGCUUCAGCAUCAGCCAUCAGUGAACAGACCGAUGCUUCUACAGGGGACUUCUGAACUGAGGGCGGGAUUCACUGAUUUCUUCUUGAUAGAAUUUAUUUUUUCAAUUCUUGGAAAAUGGUGGACCAAUCAGAGCUCAGACAUGCUGGAGUGGGCGGAGCCUCUGGUCCAGCAAAUAGACCCAAACCUGCCUGUUUUCUGCUGGAGUUCUGCCGGCUGGACUCGGACAGCUCGUCAGCACUUCAGCUGUUGUGUGUUCAUAUUCAUACAUUAAUGUCAUCUUGUGGUGUUUACAGUUAAUCUUUCAUUUUUACAGCACGUUUUGGUUUUUAACAGCUGGAUCGUUGCCCUUUUGUUGUGGUUUUUGGAGUUUCUUCUCCAGUGUGUUACAGAACCUUAUUAUUGCUGAUGUCCAUCCACUGAUUGCUGCCAGCAGAUCCACAGGAAACGUUAUCAGACUAAAGUUUACAUCUGUUCACAUGAGAUGGUAAUAAAAAGACAUAGAUUCCAAAUGAUGGUCGGCUGGGUUCAGGGUUUUGAUCUGGUGACUUCUCAUCAGUCCAACCUGGCACCCCGGCUGGGUGCAGGUCCCUCAGGCUGCAUGUGGCCACUGUGAGGCCGGACAGCAUGUAGGACAGCACGAAACAAGAACAAAUAUGAGCAUAAAAGGAAAAUGAAGCUAGUUUGGGACAUCAAAGCCCUGCAGAGAGUCACGUUGAUCCCCAACAAGCUCUGGAUGGUUGAGGUUUUACUUGUCAGAAGGUUUUUCUUAAAGGCUCCUGUUUGUGUUCAGGACUUGAGCAGAUUGAAGUCUGGACAGGAUGCUGAGCUUCUAUGUCAGCUUCCUGGAGAUGCUACCAUCUCAUUGGUCCGAGGAGGCCGCACACUCCCUGACCAGCACCCAUCGCUCCAGGGCCGAGUGGAGCUGAAGGAUCCCAACAUGAAGGACGGAGAUGCUUCUGUGUUCCUGAAGAACAUCAGCACCAAUGACUCCAGAACACACGAGUGUUGCUUUAACACGGACAAACCCAUCGGAAAAGCACCUGAGUGCAUCACCAGCAUUGAGCUGAGUGUCAACAGCUCAGGUCAGGGUGAAGGAACCAAGGAUGGAUCUGACCGAACAGCCAAAGUGUUCAGUGUUCUGGUCUGAGCUGUUGAACGGAUCAGCUGAUGUACGACAAGAAGACCUCAGACCUCUGAACACACUUUGGUCGAUGACUUCUGUCAUUUUAGAUGACAAUAGAUUCACUUUGUGUUUCUCUGCUUGAAUAAAAAACACAAAGACAA